AGAAGAGAGAAGAUACCGAAAAUAGCCCUUAUUACGCGUGGAUAAGGAGAGGCCACAAACAAAGAAAGUGAAGUGAGUGCGGUUGUGUUUAAUGGGAACAUACUUAUAAUAUUAUUAGAGGAAGAAAAGGAAAGGAGAAGGAAAGAAGAGAUGGAGAAGAGAAAGAAAUCUCAGGCCAAGCUUACCACCUCUGAUUCACUCACACGAUGCUCUUAUCACAGAAGCCCUGCUUACAAUCUAGGCUUCGCUUCAGCUGUCUUUCUAAUGAUGGCUCAGAUCAUCGUAAGCGUCGGAAGCGGUUGUUUCUGUUGUAGAAAAGGUCCUGCUCCUUCAAGAUCCAAGUGGAUUAUCUCCUUAAUCUGCUUCAUUGUCUCCUGGUUCACUUUUGUGCUAGCUUUCCUCGUGCUUCUCUAUGGAGCUGCACUAAACGAUGAACACGCCGAGGAGGCAACGUUUCCGGAUGCCCGCAUCUGCUACACUGUCGGUACUGGCGUUUUCUCCACCGGUUCUGUGCUGUCGGUUGUUACUAUUGCGCUCGGGAUUGUUUACUAUCUAGGUUUGAAUUCGAGUAACCAAAACGUUGGUGUCACAAGGACGGUGGCUAACCAAGGAGGAGGAAUAGCAAUGGGACAGCCUCAGAUUCCAGAGAGAGGAGAAGAUCCUGUCUUUGUUCAUGAAGAUACUUACAUGAGAAGACAGUUCACUUAAAUCACAGAACAAGGCUUGCUUGGCAUCACGUUAGGUUAGGAGAAUAUUUAGAUAAAAUGAAGUCUUUGUCUGAUUUUUACCCCAUUUUGUAUCUUUCUGAUUUUUUUGUGUGUAUCAUCUCCAACUUAUUUCUAUAUUUGUCUUUAUAAUAGUAGUUAGAGGUAAAACUACUUUCAUCCCA
This is a messenger RNA of Brassica oleracea var. oleracea, 889 nucleotides long. RefSeq lists its product as uncharacterized. Bases 151 to 708 code for a protein of 185 amino acids. The record is from RefSeq and is a predicted model, not a curated record. Lineage: Eukaryota; Viridiplantae; Streptophyta; Magnoliopsida; Brassicales; Brassicaceae. The transcript has 3 exons.